This is a messenger RNA of Ctenopharyngodon idella (grass carp), 1641 nucleotides long. RefSeq names its product junctional adhesion molecule A-like. NCBI's taxonomy places the organism in Eukaryota, Metazoa, Chordata, Actinopteri, Cypriniformes, Xenocyprididae. Gene Ontology annotation, biological process: regulation of membrane permeability; cell adhesion; establishment of endothelial intestinal barrier. The record is from RefSeq and is a predicted model, not a curated record. The transcript is spliced from 7 exons. Bases 222 to 983 code for a protein of 253 amino acids. Gene Ontology annotation, cellular component: bicellular tight junction.
GGGCCAAAGCAGCCAAUGAGGCGUCUAUGUAUUUAAUAUGACUCUAAAGGUCGUUUAGUUUCAAAAUUUCAGUUUAUCUUGACUUAGCUUUGUGACGGUCUAGCAAAUAAACAGCUCCCUAAAAGUUCUAGUAACAAUAUAAAAACAGGCAUUUUUUUUUUUUUUUUUUAGAAAAGUGGAAUAGCCUAUUUUGGAAGACUUUUUAUCAUUUCAGAGUGGAUAUGUUGACCUUCGUCUUUGUGUGCCUUUCUCUCUCUGUCACAGGCCUACAUGCCUUUACGGUUACCGUUGCUAACCCUUUAGUAAAAGUGAAAGAAAAUGAGGGAGUUGACUUGAAAUGCACCUACACUGCUGACUUUGGAGCAACACCCAGAGUAGAAUGGAAGUUCAAGGAUCUCAAGGGCUCUCAGUCAUUCAUUUACUUUGAUAACAAGCCAACUGCUCAGUAUGAAAACCGCAUCACUGUGUAUAAUGGAGGGCUGAGAUUUGAAAAGGUGACGCGAGCAGACACCGGGGACUACGACUGUGAGGUGCUUGGAAAUAAUGGAUAUGACGAGAAGACAAUCAAACUCACUGUCCUUGUGCCUCCUUCCAAGCCUGUAUCCAGAAUUCCUUCUUCAGUCACAACAGGCAGUAACGUCCUUCUGACCUGCUUCGACAAUGUUGGAUCUCCCCCACCCACCUAUAAGUGGUACAAAGACAACACACCUCUCCCUGAUGAUCCCAGCAAGUUCCCCACAUUUAAAAACCUCACCUACAAGAUGAAUGUUUUCAAUGGAAACCUGGAGUUCCCUAGUGUGUCUAAGCUGGAUAUCGGUUCAUAUUUCUGUGAGGCCAAUAAUGGAGAAGGUGCCCCUCAGCGUAGUGAUGCAGUGCAGAUGGAUGUCCGUACUACUCGCCCCGCUCUGUGCCGGCCUCGAACCUGGGUCUCUGGUGUGGGAGUCGGACGCUCUAACAAGGAAGCUAAAGGUUGCAACCGCUAGUGUCAGUCGCUAGAGCAUCUCUUGAGAUCAGCGACUAUUAGCUGGCCUCUGUUUCAUGUACAUCAAUGGAAAGCUUAUUUAUUCAGCUUUCAGAUGAUGAUAUAUGAAUCUCAAUUAAAAAAAAAAAGACCCUUAUGACUGGUUUUGUGCUCCAGGGUCACAAAUACGAAAUAUCCAAAUACUCUUGAUCAUGUUUUAUGUGUUAUCAUAGUAGCAGCAGCCAUAUUUUCAGUAUUGACUUUCUUUUUAGAGUGGACAUGUUGCCCUCAUUAUUUCAACCUCAGGUAUAGGAUUCCAUGUUUUGCAACUUGACCAACUGUUUUGCUUUAAUUUCUAUCAUUAGGCUAUGUCCUUAUACAGUGUUCUGUCUGUGAUAAAAUUAUACUGAAUUAUGUGAAAGGGGUUUAGUUUACAUCAGAAAAUCAAACAUAUUAAUUAAUAAGCAAAACAGUGGCUCAUUCAGUCACUUUGUGUGCUGAGGAGAAAGUUAGACAGAAACUUUUAUUCUUAAACACCUGAAAGAGAAGCGGUGAUUUUUUUUAUGGCAUGUAACUAACAAUAAGUUGAGGGGGAAGUUCCUCCUAUCCUAUAAUACAUGAUGAUGGACUGCAUGAAGUGGGGCUCAUUGUUCUUUCAGUGAACUGAUGUUUUUGAGUCU